GCCAGGCCGUUCCGACAGGGAAAUUCACCCUCGCCGACAUGCGCGAAUACACCGCCGGAGCGUCUUGACGCGGUCUUCAACAUCUUAUCUCUGACUCUUUUCACCGGGGAGGAAAUGGAGCAAAUGACAGCCCGUUGGAGUACGUGAGUACCUGCAGGUGGGCUGUUGUUUAUCACCACACUCGCAGUGGAAGACCGUCCGCCAGAGAUGCGUGGGCACGGAUGCGAUGCGGAUCGUCGCUGUGCGCAGAACCUCAAAUGGAGGUUUUUCGGAUCAGAGGUUAUCUCGUCGCUGAUGACCCGCGCUGGAUUGGAGGCCCUUCUGCUAGAGAAUGAAUUUCAGGGAAUGGAAACCUCAGCCCGUGGUCUUUGUGCCUCCGGUUGAAGUGCAGGGGGAUGAUGAGCCGCAUUAUUAUAUCAUUGCUCGGCGAGUGACUGAUAAGAGCUAUGCCUAGAGAGAAAGCACUGAAUUAACGCAACGUUAUGUGAAGGGUUUCCUUGAUUUCAACG
This is a messenger RNA of Aspergillus steynii IBT 23096, 509 nucleotides long. RefSeq lists its product as uncharacterized. The record is from RefSeq and is a predicted model, not a curated record. Lineage: Eukaryota; Fungi; Ascomycota; Eurotiomycetes; Eurotiales; Aspergillaceae. Bases 208 to 384 code for a protein of 58 amino acids. The transcript has a single exon.